Molecule: messenger RNA, 1084 nt
Organism: Canis lupus familiaris (dog)
Lineage: Eukaryota; Metazoa; Chordata; Mammalia; Carnivora; Canidae
Product: proline-rich protein 3-like
Exons: 1
Coding region: 16-765 (249 amino acids)
Molecular function (GO): RNA binding; metal ion binding
Source: RefSeq, a predicted model, not a curated record
AUUGCCGCAACCACGAUGCCCAAACGAAAGAAGCAGAAUCAGCAGCAGCCGCCGCCUCCGCAACAGCCCCCGCUGCCAGAGCGGGGGGAGACUGGAGACGAGGAGGAUGGGAGUCCCAUCGGACCACCUAGCCUUCUGGGCCCUCCCCCCAUGGCCAAUGGAAAGCCUGGUGAUCCCAAGUCAGCCCCAAACUGGAAUCCACCCACAUGUCCACCAUCAGUAGAAUGGAUAAAUAAGUUGUUGUGUGUGCAUGCAAUGGGAUACUACACUGCAAUGAAAAUGAACGAACUCCUGCUACAGGCAACCUGGAUGAAUCUCACAAACACGGUGUUGAGCGAAAGGAGCCAGACAGAAAAGAAUGCAGACUCUCUUCACAGAGGUCCUCCAGGAUCAAGGGGACCAAUGAUUCCACCACUGCUGAGCCUCCCACCUCCUCCCAGGGGCAGAGGCCCAAUCCGGGGAGGCCUGGGUCCCAGGUGCGGCCCAUAUGGUCGUGGCUGGUGGGGGGCCAAUACUGAACCUCCUUUUCCUGGACCAGGCCAUGGGGGUCCUUCCAGAGGAGGCUUUCACAAAGAGCAGAGAAAUCCCCGAAGGCUCAAAAGUUGGUCUCUUAUCAAAAAUACCUGCCCACCCAAGGAUGGCCCCCAAGUUAUGGAAGACAAAUCCAACCGCCCCGUCUGCCGACACUUUGCCAAAAAGGGCCACUGUCGAUAUGAGGACCUCUGUGCCUUCUACCACCCAGGCGUCAAUGGACCUCCUCUGUGAGACUGUGCCUUCCCAUCCAGGCUGGAAGGAGCCCUCUGACCUAGCGGCCAUAUAUUUCCCUGUGGCCCUGUGACGGCUACUGUGAGGCUGUUCCACCCACCACCCUCAGUCAAUGACACCCACCCCCAUUUCUCACCUCCCCCAUUUGGGGUCCAGAGUUUUGUUUCAUCACUGGUGCCCAGCGUGUGGGCUUUCUUCCGAUUCAGCCUCCAGAGACUCGCCUUCAGGACCCCACCAUUGCUCUCUUCAACUGCCUCCUGGAUCCUCUUCCCCUUCGCCGAUUGACUGCUCAACAGGAAACUUCUUUGGUGCUGAAAAA